GUGAGCAUCAUGGCAAUUCUGCUGCCAGUCCUGCUUGGUGUUCUUGUCUCUCUGAUAGGAGGGCUGUACCUUCUUGGUGCAUUUCGACAGCGGCGCCCAGGAGAACCCCCUUUGGAUAAGGGACCCAUCCCCUGGCUUGGCCAUGUGUUAGAGUUUCGCAGGAACACUGCAAAGUUCCUAGAGAGAAUGAAACAAAAGCAUGGGGAUAUAUUCACAGUACAGCUGGGAGGAUUUUACUUCACUUUCAUCAUGGACCCUCUAUCUUUUGGGCCAUUUGUUAAAGAGGCUCGUACAAAACUGGACUUCAACAAAUUUGCAGUGCACCUGGUACGCAGAGUCUUUGGUUAUGUACCACUGGAGAAUGAGCACAGGAUUCUCCAGCUGUCCAGCAACAAGCACCUAAUGGGAGAUGGACUGGAAAUAAUGACACAAGCUAUGAUGACUAAUUUGCAGAACCUAAUGCUGCACAGUGCAGGCUCUGAGAAAGGUGAAAAGGCUUGGAUAGAGGAUGGACUGUUUAUGUACAGCUACAAUAUUGUGUUUAGGGCUGGCUACCUAGCUCUGUUUGGCAAUCAGACACCUUCAACAUCACUGAGUGUGGAGAAAGCCAAAGAGAUAGACAGAGGAGAUUCAGAUGCUCUAUUCUAUGAGUUUCGCAAAUAUGACCAACUUUUCCCCAAACUUGCAUAUGGGGUCCUGCCUCCCAGAGAAAAGAUGGAGGCAGACAGACUGCUGAAGCACUUCUGGAGCACUCUGUCUGUGCAGAAGGUCAGGACCAAGGACAACAUCAGUGGCUGGGUGCGGGACAUGCAACAGUACAAAGAGGACAAUGGGAUGAAGGAGUUCAUGCAAACCAGACACAUGUUUCUGCUUCUGUGGGCCUCCCAGGGCAACACCGGACCUGCUGCAUUCUGGCUGCUCCUCUACCUCAUGAAGCAUCCGGAAGCCAUGAAGGCCGUCAGAAGGGAGGUAGAAGAGGUUCUGAAGCAAACCGGGCAGGAAGUCCGCCAUGGUGGCCCGCUCAUCAACCUGACCCGUGACAUGCUGAUGAAAACGCCAAUCCUUGACAGUGCUGUAGAGGAGACCCUCCGUCUGGCAGCUGCACCUGUCCUCACCAGGGCCGUGAUCCAGAAUAUAACCUUCAGGAUGGCUGAUGGCUGUGAGUACAAUCUUCGCCAGGGUGACAGAGUUUCGCUCUUUCCUUAUACUGCUGUUCAGUUGGACCCCGAAGUCCACCCUGACCCGCUUUCAUUCAAAUACGACCGCUUUCUUAAUCCAGAUGGGAGCAAGAAAACAGAUUUUUACAAGGCAGGGAAGAAGCUUAAGUAUUUCAACAUGCCCUGGGGCGCUGGGGUCUCCAUGUGCCCAGGGCGUUUCUUUGCCACCAAUGAGCUGAAGCAGUUCGUUUUCCUCUUGUUAAUAUACUUUGAUUGUGAGUUGAAGAAUCCCGACGAGGAGAUACCUGAUAUUGACGUCAAGCGUUUGGGAUUCGGAACCAUGCAGCCCACCAGAGAUGUUCGGUUCCGGUACAGACUCAGAUUUUAAACCGACCACCACAGAGUGUA
Myripristis murdjan (pinecone soldierfish) is the source of this 1565-nucleotide messenger RNA. RefSeq names its product 7-alpha-hydroxycholest-4-en-3-one 12-alpha-hydroxylase-like. The coding region runs from base 10 to 1545 and encodes 511 amino acids. The transcript has a single exon. Gene Ontology annotation, molecular function: sterol 12-alpha-hydroxylase activity; heme binding; iron ion binding. The record is from RefSeq and is a predicted model, not a curated record. NCBI's taxonomy places the organism in Eukaryota, Metazoa, Chordata, Actinopteri, Holocentriformes, Holocentridae.